Molecule: messenger RNA, 828 nt
Organism: Brassica oleracea var. oleracea
Lineage: Eukaryota; Viridiplantae; Streptophyta; Magnoliopsida; Brassicales; Brassicaceae
Exons: 4
Coding region: 136-624 (162 amino acids)
Molecular function (GO): calcium ion binding
Source: RefSeq, a predicted model, not a curated record
UAUCCAAUUGGGCCUAAGUGAAACAGAGGAUCACGCCUCCACUCAGAUCCACAUAAUUGUUUUUAAGAACUACUAAAAAAAAGAAACAAUUAGCAAAUCAGAUUUGCAUCAUCAGACAAGAAGAAAUUCAUCGCCAUGGGACAAGUCUUCGACAAGCUCCGAGGUAAGCAGUGGAGGCAUAAACAGGUACAAGCGAUAUGUGAUCGGGUAUUCGAUCGGUUCAAGCUUGAAACCGGAAGAGCCAAUCUUACGUUCGAAGAGCUGUACAUCGCCGUCCUUCUCGUCUACAAUGACAUAAACAAGCGAUUGCCUGGUCCUCAUUUCGAUCCGCCUUCCAAGGAUCUGGUCCGAAGCAUGAUGACGGAGUGUGAUAUGAACUUGGAUGGAGAAAUAGACCGGGAGGAGUUUGUGAAGUUUAUUGAGCUGCUUACGACUGACACAUUAGCGGUUGUGAGUCAGGGUUUGAUCAUAUCGUUGAUUGUGGCUCCCACUGUGGCUAUUGCUACAAAGAAGGCCACGGAAGGUGUCCCAGGUGUUGGGAAAGUGGUGCAUAAGCUGCCUACUUCUGUGUAUGCUACUCUUGUGACCCUUGCUGUGGUGUGGGUGAAUUCCGAUACUAGUUGAGGAGGAGCUUCUAAGAUUAGCAAAAGCUUGCUGCAAAAUAAAUAUCCUUUUUGUCUCUACUAUUUCUUACAAGAACUUGUUCUUUUAGCACGAAAUUAUUGAAUAACUCAACUGUUGAGUGAAAUAGUUUGUUAAAAACAAUCAUAGGUGGAUGAUAAAACACCUACCUUCAUUUCCAUAUUUCAAGCUUUGCUAAAUGGUCAA